CCUAAGAAAGGAAGAAGUCAGUGUAAACUGUCUACGAGUUUGUGGAAUAAUAAACAUUAGCUCGUCCAGGCUGACAUUACCUGUCACUGCAGUGUGUUUGUUACCACUGGAUUGGGUGCUGCUUGGCUUUGGCAUCUGCCUGCUAAAUUCAAUCUCAGUUUUGUCAAAGCUCUUGGAUACAAAGUACUGCAUUGUUUAAUUGAAAGAAUUAUGUCCAGGCUGCCCUUCUCCUGGCCUGUAGGUUCAUUUGUGCUGCACACAGCGUAGCACCAAAAGGAACAUUUCAUACCCUUAAGUUUUCUUGCAUGCUGAGAACCUUUGAUUGUGAAGCACAAAAUAAAUGUGGAGGAAGCAUUCCAGAUUUUGGAACAUGAGUGUAAUGUGCUCAUAGUGAAGAGGAGAGUUCUCCAAGGCAGAUAUUCCAUGAUUGUUUCCCUUACAGUUCUCCUAAGAAGAUUUGAUUGUCUUAAAAAUGUGUUGGAAUAUGUAUCAGAAUCUGUUUUAAAAACCAAGACCAUCUGUUUUAAGACCAUUCCAGCAUCUCUUAAUUUAACUUACGGCCUGUCUUCUCCACUGAAACCAGUCCAUACUUAUACUGGGCUUGUCAAAGAAGAAGAAUUUUAAAUUUGUCUUUUGGACAUCUGAGUUUGCUCUGUAAUUUAUAAUGAUAGGCAUUUCAAUUCAGAGUGCUGAUACUUUCAUACUGCUGCUUUCAUGUGCAUUGUUAGCCUGUUUAUCAGAUUUUUGUAUAGCUUCCUAAUAUACCAAUGGAACUAAAUAGGAUUUUAUAGUAUGAUAACUUCCAGUCUUUUAUAUUUUGAUGGGAUCAGCUGUGUUUGCUUUCAAGCAUUGUACAUAUUGAUGAAGGUUAGUAUAUCAGCUUUAAUUUCAGUAACAGUAGUCUUUAAACUGUUUUGAUGGCAGACUAUUAACUUUUAUGUGAGCAUAACUUAUUUUGAGAUGUUUAAUUUUUUUAGCUUACUGGUUGAGUGUCUUUAUGUCUGGAUUUCAUGCUGCUAAACUCUGUACUUUGUAUUUAUUAUGAAAUACCAAACUCUAUAAAUUCAGUUCAGUGUGGUCAAUAUUUAUGGUGAAUCUGUGUGUUGGUUUUAGGCCUGUUCUCAGGCGUAGUGUCUUGUUUAUAUUUAGUCUGCUGGGUUCUCAUUUUGAUGUGCCCCUGAGGCUGUGAUUGCUGCUUCCCACCCUGAGAAGUCAGGGAGCACUUUAACCCCGUGUAGGAAAGAAGUGUUGCUCUUAAUUAUAAAAGUUAGGAGGAGCUGUGUGUGGGGAAGGAUUAUAUUUCUGACUCCUGGAACAUCAGGGAAAAGAAAGCCAUUCUGCCUCUCACUUUCCUUCACACACUUACUAAUUUGAGCUAGAUAGAUACAGCCAGUUCUAAUGCAGCAGGAUGGAUGUUCCUCUUUGAAUCGAGAUACAAAUGUUUGCACUUGUAAGUGUUCAAAGCUGCAAUCUGCCUGUGGUCUUGAGCUAAGAAAAAUAUUUCCAUGCAAGCAAAGGAACUACUGUUUGCAUGAUGGUUAAACUUGACAGUCUACUCAUGAUCUGGAUUUAGUGAGAAGACCAGAGUAGCAGGACUCCACUUGCUACCUUGUAUAGGGAUAAUUUAGUAAACAGCAGUUUUUGGAGGAGUGAUUGACUUGGACAGCUUGGAUCCUUUAAGUGUUUUUAAAAUGUUGGAUGUUUCUUCUGUGUUUUUGGUAAGCUUUAUGCAUUCUUCUAGUCUAACUAUAAAAUAACAAGGCAUCAGUAUGGACACCAUUAUUUGUGAUUCUCCAAUGUGUGUUGUAUCUAAGGAUUUUCCAGGUAUUUUGUAUGUAUUAUAGAAUAUGGCCAGGUCAACUGGAAAAGCUACUCCUUUUCAGAAAAGGAUAAAGUUUAGGACAACAGUGGUGGUCAAAGCUUGUAGAGACUGUAGAUGUUCCUGACCAGUUUCUCAAACUGACAAACUGUAGUUUAAUCUUAAAAAUGGAGCAGUACAUGUACAUAGGAUGUGAGAUUUCUAAAGUGCCUUUAUCUGAUACUGCUCAGAGGAUUAUGUCAGCUCUGCAGUCUAUUCCUGUAGAAGUUCAGACAAACAGAGAAAAUAACCAGAGUAUAGAGAAGACAAAGGAAAAUAAAGUAGGUGAUAAGGAUGCACAUCUGAGAAAUGAAAAGGAGGUUUGUGAUUCCAGAAUUGCCAUUUUAAAAGCAUCUGCCAGCCCUGAAAAAAGUAGUGCUGGUGAGAUAGUCAGGACAGUGCAUACCAAUGAAAUGCUUGGCUGUCAAGAUACCAAAAUAGUGAGCUGUUACCAGGAUUCAGACUUGCCAACAUGGGGAUAUCAAGAAAGAAAUCUUUCAGUAGAAGCAAAAAAGCUGAAGGAUGGGGAAAAGAAAAUAGCUGUUCCUCUUAAAAGAAAGCAAAAUGUGUCUACAUGUUGUUCUGAGAAAACAAGAAGAUUACAUGCAAAGACCUACACUUCUUCACAUGAAAGAAGAUACAACUGUAGCUCUGGACAAAGAGAGACUUCUGAAAAUUAUCCCUGUGAUAUUAGCACUUUGGGAUGUGAAGAAAAAAGAGAACUGCUUGCAACUAUAGACCAGGCAGUGGCUUUUGUAACUACUAUGAUAUUUCAAGAUGGUUCUUCACAGCUCAGCUCAGAACAGGUCUCAACUUCAUCAGUAAAAGGAGUUGUUGUGCUAGUGAAGAAUCAGACUGAUCACCCUUUCCCUCCCAGCCACUCUUCAACUGGCUGUACUUGGAAAGCUGCUGAGGAAAAUGAUAAAUUAAUUUAUUUAAGAACUGAACGAUCAUCUCUCUGGGAACAAGAACAGGCUCACAUGAAAUUUUCUUGGCAAGUGUUGUUUCAAAUGCUACAGUGCAAAAUUCCAAUAAUUUGCUUCAAUGCAAAAGAUUUCCUGAGGACUCUACUUCAAGUUUAUGGUAAUGAAAUCAGCUGGAAACAAGUUGCCGAUAGUGUUGUGUUGGAUCCAAGGAUUGCAGCGUGGCUCAUAAACCCCAGCGACACAGUUCCUUCCUUUGAAUCUUUAAUACAGAAGUAUUUUGAAAAGCCUUUCUCAAAGGGAGCAGAAAAUACAGAUACAGGCACUUUGAGAAAUGCAUCUUAUCAAAACUUAGGUGUGAACUUGGAGAAGCUUUAUAAUGUAAUGAUGGACCUUGCUUGUGACUUAAAGGCUCAAAGUUUGUGGAACUUAUUUUGCACAUUGGAGCUUCCACUUAUCAAAAUUCUGGCAGUGAUGGAAACACACAAAAUAUAUGUGAACAAACAAGAACUGAAAAAAACAUCUGAGAUUCUGGGGUUGCGGCUCAAGGAGCUUGAACAGGAAGCUCAUCAAGUUGCUGGAGAACAGUUCCUGUUGACCAGCAGUUAUCAACUCCGAGAGGUACUAUUUGAUAAGUUAAAGCUGCAUACCCUGUGUGAGAAACUUCACAGAACUGAAAUACAGCAACUUGUGUCCACCUCAGAAGCUGUGCUAAAUAAAUUGCAAGAUCUUCAUCCUUUGCCUAAGAUAAUUUUAGAGUACCGUCAGGUUCAUAAGAUGAAAUCAACUUAUGUGGAUGGAUUACGAACGUGCAUGAGAAAGGGAUUUAUUUCCUCUACGUGGAAUCAGACAGGAACUGUGACUGGCAGACUUUCAGCCAAACAUCCUAACAUUCAAGGUAUCUCUAAACAUCCAGUUAGAAUUACAAAGAAACAGUAUAUAAAAGGAAAAGAAGAGGACAUAGUAACUAUUUCCCCAAGAACGUUGUUUGUUUCAAAAAAAGGAUGUACAUUUUUAGCAGCAGAUUUUUCUCAUAUUGAGUUAAGGAUCCUUGCUGACUUGUCGUCUGAACCAGAACUUUUGAAACUGUUCCAAGAACCUGAAAUCACUGAUAUAUUUUCCACAUUGGCUUCUCAGUGGAAAGGUAUUCCAAGUGAAGAAGUGAAACAUGCUGAUAGAGAGCAAGCAAAGCGUAUAGUUUACUCAGUGGUUUAUGGAGCAGGUAAAGAACGUCUUGCUGACUGCUUGGGAAUUACUCCUCUUCAAGCCAGUCAAUUUAUAGAGAGUUUUAUGCAAAAAUACAAGAAAGUGCAUGAAUUUACGAAGAAAACCAUUGAGCAAUGCCGAAAUAAAGGUUAUGUGGUUUCCAUAAUGGGACGUAAAAGACCCCUGGCCAACAUCAAUGCCCAGGAUUACAAACUGCGCACUCAGGCAGAGAGGCAGGCUGUCAAUUUUGUUGUUCAAGGCUCUGCAGCUGAUCUUUGUAAAAUGGCCAUGGUGAAGAUUUUUACCUCUGUUGUCGUUUCUUCCACUUUAACAGCCAGGUUAAUUGCCCAGAUCCAUGAUGAAUUGUUGUUUGAAGUAGAAGAUUCUCAAAUCCAGGAAUUUUCAGGUUCCCUUGAAAGUGAUUCUCACCACUGGGAAAUCAUGGGGGUGUAUGACAGAAUUGCAGGAGAUGUAAAGCAGCCAUCAGGGAUGUUAUUCAGUACUCGAACACCUCAUUGGCCUGUGCUGAUUCCUCACUGAAUCACUAGGCAACAGCGCUGCUGGAUCUUUCAUAAGCACCUAAUACUCUGCAUGUGAAUUUUUUUACUUCAUUUUGUCUGUAGCCCUAGGCAACAGCAGUGAGAUAAAACUGGUUUUUACCAGUUCAUUGUGUUUCCUUUAGCCAAGGUAACCAGCGGGGAGCUGCUUUUGUUCAGAGCUAAAUUACUACAUGCAAGAAAUGAAACAAGACAAUAUUAACCCUUUGGGAACAUCACAAAUAUAUUUGAGUUAGAGGGAUGUUUAGACUUUAAUGUUAAAUAUUUUGUGAGGUGCUUGUGUAAAAAUACUUCUACACUGGCACUAUUUUAACUGUAUCAGCAAAUGCUUAACUGUUGUAUUCAGCUUAUUUUGUAUUUUGUGAGUAGAAUGCAGAUGCUUGGUGUUCAUCAACAUAUUAAAUGUCCUGUUCCCCAGAGUUAGAAAAAGAGUUCUUUGGAAAUGAACUUGAUUUUUAGCUAGAAUUUUGGAGCAAAACAAGUAAACAAAACUAGAAGCCUAAAUGCAAUAAAAAUAACCAGAUUGUUGUCAACUGAGUUAAUUUCAAACUCAAUUUGCACACUGUAAUCUCAGCAUACUUUAGAGGAAGUAUUACAGUUUUGUCUAAUUUAUUACUUUUAUUACUUAUGUAAUGCUAAAUAUUGUCUAGAUAAAUUUUAGGAUUUAGCCUUGUGCAUCUAAGGAUUUGGGCUUUUACUCUAAUGUUUGGAUUUUUUAUUGAUAAUUUGGUUUUUUAUAGAGUUUAUUCUUUAAAUGAGCUUGUUUCAUAACAUUACUGUUUUACAAAUUCUGUCUCCAUGCUUGUGGAAUAUGAAGCUGUCCUCAAAGUCUACUGCUAAUUAUUUAGAAGUCGAAGUCAAACACAAAACUUUUAAGAGGUGUUCAGUAUGUUUCACCAUUAGACAUCAAAUUAUCAAAGUAACACAAUUUAAAUUUGAGAAAUUUAUGCCUACAAAGACUUUUCAGUAUUUUUAAUUUGUACAAUUAAAUAAUUUUGCAUUCUACU
Messenger RNA from Corapipo altera (White-ruffed manakin), 5551 nucleotides. Its product is annotated as DNA polymerase nu-like. The record is from RefSeq and is a predicted model, not a curated record. Gene Ontology annotation, cellular component: centrosome; HAUS complex; mitotic spindle. The transcript has 24 exons. The coding region runs from base 1987 to 4527 and encodes 846 amino acids. Gene Ontology annotation, biological process: DNA-templated DNA replication; centrosome cycle; double-strand break repair. Gene Ontology annotation, molecular function: DNA-directed DNA polymerase activity; DNA binding. Lineage: Eukaryota; Metazoa; Chordata; Aves; Passeriformes; Pipridae.